GGCGGCUGAACGGAGCGGGUCGGUCCGGGAGUCAGCGAGACCGGGGACCAGGGCUGGGACCGAGCCCGGCUCGGCGGCGGCACGGCCCGACGGGCCGGGUGGCAGCUCCAUGGCCCUCUUCAGCAGAGGCAGCAGCCAUCCUAAUGCAACAGAUCCAAUUCCCUGUGGGGCAAACAGCACCGCAGAGCCUGAGCUGCCCCAUUCACACACCUACUAUGCCCUCUGCUACUGCAUCUUGAUUCUGGCCAUCAUCUUUGGGAAUGUGCUGGUCUGCUUGGCUGUGCUGAGGGAACGCACCUUGCAAACCACAACCAACUACCUCGUGGUGAGCCUGGCAGUGGCAGAUUUGCUGGUGGCUAUUUUGGUGAUGCCAUGGAUGGUGUACCUGGAGGUGACCGGCGGGGUCUGGACAUUCAGCCGUAUCUGUUGUGACAUCUUCGUCACCAUGGAUGUAAUGAUGUGCACAGCCAGCAUUCUAAACCUCUGUGCCAUCAGCAUUGACAGAUACACCGCAGUGGUGAAACCAGUUCAGUACCAGUACAGCACUGGGCAGAGCUCCUGCAGGAGGGUCUCCCUCAUGAUUGUGAUAGUCUGGAUGCUGGCAUUCGCAGUGUCAUGCCCUCUCCUCUUUGGCUUCAAUACUACAGGGGAUCCCAGUGUCUGUUCCAUAUCCAACCCUAGUUUCGUCAUCUACUCCUCUUUGGUGUCCUUCUACCUCCCCUUCAUGGUCACCUUGCUGCUCUAUGUCCGGAUUUACCUUGUGCUCAGACAGAGGCAAAAGAAGCGAACCCUCACCCGGCAGGGCAGCCAGAGCGCCAGCACCAAACCGCGUUAUGCACACCAAGAACACACGGAGAGGAAAGCUUUGCCAAACAGAUGCCAAGGCACAUUUUCCCCCUGUCUCUCGCUCAAAUGCACAGGCCAGGAGAUGUCUACAAAAAGGAGGUUGCUGACUGUCUUCAGCCUGCAGCAGUACCGAAGCUUCUGCCAUGAGGCAUCCCUCACCAAGGCACCAGGGACUACCCAAAACAGCAGGUGGGAAGAGAGGAGAAGGAGCAUGAAGGCAGGAGUGGAGGUACAGAGUCUCAGCAAUGGUAGAACCAUCAGCAGCUUGAGGCUGGCACAGCAGCAGCCCCGGCUGAUCCAGCUGCGUGAGAGGAAGGCUACACAGAUGCUGGCAAUUGUCCUGGGAGCAUUCAUAGUCUGCUGGCUGCCCUUCUUCUUGAUUCACAUCCUCAACGCCCACUGCCCAUCCUGCCACGUGCCUCCAGGGCUUUACAGUGCCAGCACCUGGCUCGGAUACGUCAACAGCGCCCUCAACCCCAUCAUCUACACAACUUUCAACACUGACUUCCGCAAAGCCUUCCUCAAGAUCCUCUGCUGCUGACUGUGGGGCCACACCAGGCUGCACAGGUCUGCAGCAGCCCCCUGGGAGGAGUAAAAGACAAGCCAGCGAGUCCCUCAGCACUGGGCACAGCCCUGGGUGUGCAGCAGAUCAGCCAACACAGUGCAUCACUCCUGGGAGCUUGCAGGGCAUACGUGACCCGCACACAGAAGGCAUCUCUCAUCUCUGCUGCUGGAAAUGCAUUUGCCCUCCCACAGCUGGAACCUCAGCCUGCAGAAGGCACCCAGCUCAUGCACAGUAAGAGGACAGAACCUGACCUCUUGGGUAAGGAUCCUGAUCUCUUCAAUCCGGAGCUAAGAGUGAAAAUUGGACAAGGAAACAGAAAAGGAGCACUGAUGGAGAAAUAACAACUUUCCUGUUGUUUCCAUCAAAAGGUUUGCCUGUAAAACUGGGUCAGUCUAAGUGCUUGAGAAAAUCGCCCUAGUUGCAAAUGUGCUGCCAGCUUGUAUUUUACUGGUCCUUGCAAGGCAGAAGUGGCUGCCCUCCCUCUGGAAGGUUAGCUCACAUGAGAAGUGCAACACUACCCCGGGCUCCCCUCUCCUCCUGACUCGAGGACCAGCGAUAGAUUGGCCACUACUUAACUACCACGCACCUCAGUGACUGACUGUGGCCACUAAGAGAACAAGGCUCUUGAUACCUGCCACAGAUUCAAACCUGUUUUUUCACCUGGUUGCAUGCCCCCCACCUCAAAAUUCGUUCGCAGUAUCUUUGGAACCAAUCUUCACCUGCGCAUCUCUCCUGACAGGAGCACUGCUAGAUUUAGGGUUUGUACCAUCUGGUAGCUGCAAUAACUCUGGUCACAGCCCAUACCUGGAGGAGAGCUGUUUCAUAACAUUCCUCACAGUAAGAAGGGACAAUUGCCUUGGGAUCAGCCCCAGGACUCUCCUUGACACCCCUUACCAAUACUCUUGUCAUCACAUACGGCAUCUGUGUAUCCCAGCAUCCAGGAGCUGGCCGUGGCCUCCUUUCCCAGCAGUAUUCUGCAAAGCCAUCUUCAGUAGUUCCUGGAUGAACAAAAGAGACAAGUCCUGAUGUAGCCAAAGCUGGUCUCGUGUAGCCAAAGCUGGCACUCUAAUGCUCUUCCCCUCACACAGACAAACCUGGCACGGGCCAGAGAGCCUCAACAUGAUUCUCUCAUUUCGCCCCCUUGCUGUACUGGAUUAGAGGCUUCAGCUCUUACUACCAGGACUUGGCUUAGCUGUGUUGUCAGCCAUGCUCCUUUGAUAGCUUUGGGCAUAACUCUGUGUGCUGCUCCUGCCUGUGUCCAUGUCACCGCUUCUCUUCUGGGAAGGGAUUCCUUUCUUUCUUAAUAUGAAACCAGAGCCAUUGUCCUCUGCCUCCAGAGCACACAGCAGAGCUCAAGCUGCUGCUUUGGUUUGUCUGGGUUUUUGGGAGGAGGAUCUUGUGGAGCGCAUGUGUCAUUUGCCUGGGCAGGUGCCCUCCAUACUGCAUUGUAACUGCCUUAACCCAAUAAAACACAAGUGUGACUGGAAGUUUUGGUAUCUUUGUGGUGAACGUACCUUCUUCUGUCACCUGUAGCCCUCUUAACACUUUCCCUGUAAAAAUUUAUCAUCCACCAUCGCACAAGAACUCUUUAUUAUUACUUGUCUUUUCCUUGCAACUGGGAAAGAAAUCAAAGGCUGCUGUAAGCACUUCCAACAGAUGAAUUCUGGAAAUACAGUCAAUUAGUUUCCCAGCUAUGCCGGGCAGACAUGCAGUAGUUUUACUCCAUCUGCUCAAAGAUGCUGGAUAGUACAGGAGGCACUCAGCACACAGGAUGGUGGAGGCAUGAACCAAGUGAACCAACCUGACUGAUUGCCACUCAAGGAAUUCUCAUCAAGAUGCUUCGUAACAGAGAUCACCAGUCCAGUUGCUUUAUAAAAGGAGGAAAUUAAAAGAAAAACCUGUUAAAGGAGGAGUAGGUCCAUUUCAAGACCUGGCCUAACACCUCUCAAGGGUCAGUUUAAUCUUACUUGAAUUUGAACCAGUUCUUCAAAGAGCGAUCCCCAGGAUAAUUCAGGAUAGAGGUAAUAGCAGGAGAUGUGGCAAAAGACUUAGCAGCAUUUUGGUGUCCACAGCUAAAAGG
Catharus ustulatus (Swainson's thrush) is the source of this 3491-nucleotide messenger RNA. RefSeq names its product dopamine receptor D3 (gene DRD3). Gene Ontology annotation, molecular function: G protein-coupled receptor activity; dopamine neurotransmitter receptor activity, coupled via Gi/Go. Gene Ontology annotation, cellular component: plasma membrane. The coding region runs from base 110 to 1387 and encodes 425 amino acids. NCBI's taxonomy places the organism in Eukaryota, Metazoa, Chordata, Aves, Passeriformes, Turdidae. The record is from RefSeq and is a predicted model, not a curated record. The transcript has 7 exons. Gene Ontology annotation, biological process: adenylate cyclase-activating adrenergic receptor signaling pathway; adenylate cyclase-inhibiting dopamine receptor signaling pathway.